Messenger RNA from Letharia columbiana, 1497 nucleotides. RefSeq lists its product as uncharacterized. The transcript is spliced from 3 exons. Bases 1 to 1497 code for a protein of 498 amino acids. Gene Ontology annotation, molecular function: signaling receptor activity. The record is from RefSeq and is a predicted model, not a curated record. Lineage: Eukaryota; Fungi; Ascomycota; Lecanoromycetes; Lecanorales; Parmeliaceae. Gene Ontology annotation, cellular component: membrane.
AUGCCCUAUUCUACCCCCUCGCUCACACUUUCGUCUCAUGACGGAGCAUCAGACGCGCACACUACGGCAACACCUCCACCGGCGUCGCCACUCUCUCAACCCCGGCGGCACUCAUCCCACCAACCAUGGCGGAGGCACUCUCACGACUUGGACUCCGAUGUCAUAUUCAUGAAAGUCGACCUGUUCAUUUCCGACCUGGGACGACGCUUAGAUUGGAUAGAGAACUAUGGCAACUUGAAGCUCGAUGCAACAGUCAACGGCGCAUACUUCACCUUGGAUGCCAUCCGAGAAUCGUGUUCACAUGUCUCAGGCGAGCUGAUUGGCGCUGGACGGCGACGGGCAAGGAUACUCGUGGAGACCGUGGAGAGCAGAUACAACGAUGCCUUGCCAACCCGAGAGACGCUGGAGGCAAAAGCACAAGCUGGCAUGCGACUCACGGACAAAUUUCUUUCAGAUCUGGAGGCUCGUGCUCUUGCUGUCAAAGAUACGGGGUUUUCAGAGAUCAUAGACGGAGGCUGGCGCAUGGCAGAAGAGGGCUUCGAGAAGGCAAGAGAAGUGGUAGAUGAGGGGUUGGACAAGGCGCGCCGGGCAAGAGAGACGCUGAAAGAGAAUGUUGAGCAUGCCGUCAAAAGGGCAAAAGAGCACCGCCUCAUCACAUACGAUGACCUACCGUACCCAUGGCAAGUCAAUCCUCACAUCACGCGGGGCUACCGGUUCUCCGAAAACAAGAUCGACUGCAUCAAGUCGGCUUUCAACUUCUCCAACGAGACGGUGAACAUCUGGUCUCAUGCCAUCGGCUUGAUCAUUGUUCUGGCUAUCGCGUUCUACUUCUACCCUUCUUCUGUCAAUUUCUCGCAUUCCUCCAAGACCGACGUCUUCUUCGCUGCGGCCUUCUUUUUCGCCGCUUGCAAAUGUCUGGUCUGCUCGUGUAUGUGGCACACGAUGAGCAGUAUUUCGGAGCAGACCCUGAUGGAACGCUUUGCUUGCGUCGACUACACCGGCAUUUCACUGUUAAUCGCUGCUUCCAUCAUGACAACCGAAUACACUGCUUUCUAUUGCGAACCCGUCAGUCGCUGGAUCUAUAUCACCACCACCGCCACUCUAGGUGUAGGGGGUGUCAUUCUACCUUGGCAUCCGACGUUCAACCGCGCAGAUAUGAAUUGGUUUCGGGUCCUGUUCUAUGUCUCCCUUGCGGCCACUGGCUUUGCCCCGAUCUUUCAAUUGAGCUGGACUAGAAGUCCAGGAUGGGCGUGGGCGUUUUAUGCGCCGAUCGGAAAAUCCAUCGGCGUGUAUUUUGUCGGUGCCCUCAUUUACGCAGGUCAAGUGCCGGAGCGGUGGUUGCACGGCUGGUUUGACUAUGUUGGAGGUAGUCACAACAUAUGGCAUUUGGCAGUAUUAGGCGGCAUACUAUUUCAUUACAUGGCGAUGCAGAGUUUUUUCUCGGUAGCCUUUGAACGAGGGCGAGAAGAGUGUGGGUACGACAUUUUGACGCGGUGA